UGCCCUGUCAGCAUCUGAGUUAGAUAAAAAUCUAAUUCUCCAUGUUCCCUUUGAAUCCACGUCAGGCGCUCGUCGAGAUGUACCUUGGAACUCUGUGUGUGUGUGUGUGUGUGUGUGUGUGUGUGUGUGUGUGUGUGCGCGCGCGUGCGUGUGUGUGUGUGUGUUCAUAUUCGUAAUAAGUGACCUCCAAAACCCCUCCCUCCUACGCACACUUCCCCGCGCUACUCCGCCAAAUGUGACGUCAUUCUGAAAAAUUCUUCGGCCACAUGUUACAUCUAUAUUCACAUCAUAGAGUAAUGAUAUGUCCUCCUUACUCUGUGGUCAUAUUCUUCCAUGGACAAAUGCCUAUGUGGAACAUGUUGGAGAAGAGUGGCAGCAUUGUUUGUUAACAGUUGAGCAUCGAAUUUUCUUCACAUGAGUGUGUGAUUUAGAUUUUGUGGUUAUAUUUAUCAUCCAAGUCUUCUGAGAGAGUGGGGAAAAUUGUAAAUAGUGCAGUAUGUGGUUCGAAUCGGAUGGUGUGAUUGACCUCUUUAAAGAAUAUUUUCCCUACUAUCUUGUAAUUGUUCUUCCUAUAUUUAUUAUAAUAUCGCCGGUAAAUCCUGUACAGGCAGCACAUGAGUUCCCUGCAUAUAGAAUGCAACAGUAUGAUUUGCACGGUGUGCCUCAUGGUUGUCGUUACUCUCCUGUGAACUUGGAGGCGAGAUCUUUAAGUGGUUGGAGUACAACUCGCCACUGUGUCGUGGCGCGCCUGGAGGAUUUAACAUACGAUCAAUUCAAAGAAAUACACGCCAAAGCUGGCGCGUUAUUAGUUAUUUUACCUCAAAAUAUUGCAAAUCUUGAAAACGAUGCCAAAGAGCAAAUUCUGCAACUUGAGGAAGUGAUGAUGAAACAGGAAGUUUUAAUUCCUGUUUAUUUUGCUGAAUGGUCUCAAGAACUGGACAGCAUAGUAAAUGACUUGUCACAUAUUCUCUUCAGUUGCAUUUCUGCAAAUGGUUACCAAAUUGUAAUUGGUACAAAUCAAGCUACAGCAAAACAAGAUAUCAAUGUUGCUACAAUCCAGGGCAAACUGUCUGGAUAUGGUGUUGAGGAGAAGUUACCCACCAUAGCUUUAGUUGCACAUUAUGAUAGCUUUGGAGUUGCUCCAGAACUUUCAUUUGGAGCUGAUUCUAAUGGUUCAGGUGUAGCUAUGCUGUUAGAAUUAGCUAGGCUGUUUUCUCAUUUAUAUUCAAACACAAGUACACAUGCUCAUUAUAAUCUAAUUUUUCUCCUUACGGGAGCUGGUAAACUUAAUUAUUUGGGAAGCAAGAAGUGGUUGGAAGAUCAACUAGAUGGCCUUGAGAGUUCAGUUGUUCAGGAUGCAGCAUAUGUGUUAUGCUUGGACUCAGUGUCAUCAUGUGGAACAUUGCAUUUACAUGUUUCAAAGCCGCCUAGAGAUGGAACUCCAGGCUCUGUUCUCUUCAAAGAACUGAAAGCUGUUGCCAGUUCUUUUCAACCGGAAGUAAAUGUGGAAGGCAUGCACAAAAAAAUUAAUCUGGCAGAUGAUGUUCUUGCUUGGGAACACGAGCGUUUCAGCAUCAGACGUCUUCCAGCUUUUACAUUAUCAUCAAUUAAGAGUCAUCGUGAUUCUUUACGUUCAUCCAUUUUGGAUAUCCAAGGACAAUUGAAAGAAAGUUGUCUUAUUCGAAACACACAGAUUCUAGCUGAAUCUCUAGCAAGACACAUCUUCAACCUAACAGUGGGAGAAAUCUUUUCUGACAAUUUGGGCGUUGAAGAGGAAUCCAUGCAAGCAUGGUUGGAUUUUCUGACAUCACAGCCACGUUCAGCACAAUUAUUGGCUCAAAAGCCAAGUCCUUUUAUAUCAUCUCUCCGAGAUACAAUGGCCAGGUAUCUGAAAGAGGUGAAGAUAUCAUACCAGUCUCCUGACAAAAGAGAUCCUGAAUUCAUCUUUUAUGACAUCACAAAAGCUCCUGUGAAUGUCUACAGAAAUUUCCUGCUGCAUAUAAUUUGGUGGCUGGCUUCAUUAAAAUACCAAAGAGGCAUUGAAUGGCUAGAACCUCCAGUAAAUGAACUUCUCAGGAAGAAGUUCGUUUUCAGGUGAUGGAUAAUAAUUCGCAGAGACUUUGGAGAAAUUGCCCCACUGCCAUGUUGUUAUUUGAGCUAUUUCAUCACAAGAAAUGUACAAGGCAGUAAUAAUCUAGUGACCAAAUGACAAGGAGGGCAAAUAAGGCUUCCUUAACGAUUUUUUGAGUAUCUCCAUUUAUUGUAGCAUUAUUGGAUUUUGAGAAUGUGGUAUAAAAGUUGUAUUAUACAUUUACACAAAAUAUUUAAAAAACUAACUUCCAUUUUCAUCAACAUUUUGCAUGUUUUCAUGUAUAAACAUGAACUUCAGUGAAUAAGUCUAGAUACUUUUGUGACAUGUGAGAAUGUGUGCUCUCAAAAUCUGAUUAUGAUACAGUGAAUGGUAUGGACGAGAGAAAAAUGGAAAUGUUUCACCAUUUAUAUUGUAGAUUGAAGUAUAUUUGAAGUAACAUUUUUCACCCAUUUUUGUGUUUGAUAUUGUAUUGUUAAAUAAAAAUAUCCAUCUGUAAAUUACAUCUUGACUUAUGUUCUCUGUUGGCACCAGUUUUAUGGAGAUUUCAUGAAAAGACAUGUACUGUUGAAAUUUAGGUCUCUACCGCUUUUUAAAAAACAUUGAAUUGAUACAUUGCAUUACAGUUUAGCUGUACUGAUGAGAAAAUUUUCCUUUAUGCUUAGAAGUGCACAGUCAACAAUGGAUAAGUCUACAAAUUCC
Gryllus bimaculatus (two-spotted cricket) is the source of this 2791-nucleotide messenger RNA. NCBI's taxonomy places the organism in Eukaryota, Metazoa, Arthropoda, Insecta, Orthoptera, Gryllidae. The record is from the annotation of a GenBank genome assembly.